Molecule: messenger RNA, 1761 nt
Organism: Lepisosteus oculatus (spotted gar)
Lineage: Eukaryota; Metazoa; Chordata; Actinopteri; Semionotiformes; Lepisosteidae
Product: keratin, type II cytoskeletal 8
Biological process (GO): keratinization; intermediate filament organization
Cellular component (GO): keratin filament
Molecular function (GO): structural constituent of skin epidermis
Source: RefSeq, a predicted model, not a curated record
GCUGCCUCCUCACAGGGUCAGCUCUGCUAUCCUCCUGCAGCAUCUCGCCCGGGCUCUCGCUCUCUCUCUCGCCUCCUCGAGUCGCCUCACAGCCCCAAGCCAAAAUGAGCAUCCGCAGCAAGACGAUCAGCACCGUGAGGACCAGCACCGUGUCCGGGGGGGGCUUCAGCAGCCGGUCCACUGGCUACGGGGGGCUGUCCAGCAGCUACGGCCGGGAGGCCAGCUUCAGCGCCCCCAUCACGGCGGUGACGGUCAACAAGAGCCUGCUGGCCCCCCUGCACCUGGAGAUCGACCCCAACAUCCAGGUGGUCCGCACCCAGGAGAAGGAUCAGAUCAAGACCCUCAACAACCGCUUCGCCUCCUUCAUCGACAAGGUGCGUUUCCUGGAGCAGCAGAAUAAGAUGCUGGAGACCAAGUGGGGCCUCCUGCAAGGCCAGACCACUGGCAAGUCCCAGAUCGAGCCCAUGUUUGAGCAGUACAUCUCCAGCCUGCGCCGCCAGCUGGACCUCAUCAACAAUGACCGGAACAAGCUGGACGGAGAGCUGAGGAACAUGCAGGGACUGGUUGAGGACUUCAAGCACAAAUAUGAAGAUGAAAUCAACAGGCGCAACGGCCUAGAAAAUGAUUUUGUUGUGCUGAAGAAGGAUGUCGAUGCUGCCUACCUGGUAAAGGCUGAUCUGGAGGACAAAGUGGCUAACCUCACUGAUGAGAUCAACUUCCUGAGGAUCAUCUAUGAAGAGGAGCUACGUGAGCUUCAAGCCAGCAUCAAGGACACUUCAGUCAUCGUGCAGAUGGACAACACCCGCAACCUCAACAUGGACCAGAUCGUGGCCGAAGUUAAGGCCCAGUAUGAGGAAAUUGCUGCCAAGAGUCGUGAGGAGGCUGAAUCCUGGUACAAGACCAAGUUUGACCAGAUGUCUGCCCAGGCUGGCCAUUACGGAGAUGAACUGCGCAACACCAAGGCCGAGAUCGCCGAGCUGAACCGUAUGAUCAGCAGGCUGCAGAACGAGAUCGAAGCUGUCAAGGCGCAGCGUGCCAGCCUGGAGGUACAAAUUACAGAGGCCGAGGAGCGUGGUGAUCUGGCAGUGCGUGAUGCCAAGGCCAGGGUCAAGGACCUGGAAGAAGCCCUGCAGAGAGCCAAGCAGGACAUGGCCCGCCAGGUCCGCGAGUACCAGGACCUCAUGAAUGUCAAGCUGGCCCUGGACAUCGAGAUCGCCACCUACAGGAAACUGCUGGAAGGAGAGGAGAGCAGACUUUCCCAACAGUCUGUGAUCAACAUUCACUCUGUCCCCAGCCUCAACUCUUCCAGGACAAUGAAUGGAUACCAGCAGAGCAGCUCCAGCUCCAAGGUGCUCAUCAAGAUGACGGAGACCCGAGACAACACCAGAUUCAGCUCCCGUUAGAAUGGACCGGAACUACAAGCCGAGCAAACUGGAUUCAGCACUUCACUUUCAGCUUAGGCCUAGCAAGUGAAACCAGUCUCCUGGGUUUCCGAGCUCUUUGAUUGCUUAUGGUUUAAAAUUAACUGCUCUUCACUAUUGAUCACCCUUUCUUGCUCUCUCCUACCUUGCAGUCCAGCUUGCACUGUGUAUUCCCAGACAGGAAACCUGCCUGUCACAUGUCUUUUUUACACGAAUGAGAGGGAUCGAAUACUGCCAACGUAAAAAACAAACAAACAGAUAAAGCAAUGUAAAAGAAAUCAUACUUGUAAAAGAAAGAAAUAUGUAGAUGCACUGAAAAAGAUUAAAAGGUCUUUAAGAA